This is a messenger RNA of Larimichthys crocea (large yellow croaker), 3352 nucleotides long. RefSeq names its product synaptosome associated protein 47 (gene snap47). Gene Ontology annotation, molecular function: SNAP receptor activity; syntaxin binding. The record is from RefSeq and is a predicted model, not a curated record. The coding region runs from base 260 to 1540 and encodes 426 amino acids. The transcript has 5 exons. Gene Ontology annotation, cellular component: SNARE complex; plasma membrane. NCBI's taxonomy places the organism in Eukaryota, Metazoa, Chordata, Actinopteri, Sciaenidae. Gene Ontology annotation, biological process: synaptic vesicle fusion to presynaptic active zone membrane; exocytosis; synaptic vesicle priming.
GUGACGCCGCUUCCGUAAUAAACAUCAGCAGUGGUGACGGUAAUGUGUUCAACCAAAACAAGAUGAUGUCGUUUAAUGUGCUGCUGUUAUAAUCUGAUCUGGGUUUAUAACAUUAUAAUGACGCACGGCUCGUAAUGCGGUUACUUUAGUUUUUUUUUUUUUUUUGGAGAGGUCCUGCUCCUGCAGUGUGCACGCCUCAGCUGAGCUCAUCUGCUGCUUCAAAUCUCUUGUUACAGCCUGGAGUAAAGUGAUCCAAAAAAUGAGCCGGGACGUCCCUAUCCACAGCUGGCCCGGCUCCUAUUACAUCAACAGUGAGAAGCGGUGGGAAAAUGGCACCCUUUCCCUCACCAGGACCAUGGUGCGCUUUGUCUCUAACCAGAGCAAGGAGAGCCUCGCCAGCUUCCGCCUCACCAGGAUCGUGGAGAUCAAGAUGGAGUCGUCCAGUUUCAUCUUCAGCACUCUCACGGUGCUCGAGGAGGGCAACGUGAAACAUUGGUUUGGCUCCCUGAAGCCCAACAGAGUGGUUGUUUAUAAUGUGUUAGAGCACUUCUGGAGAGAGCGCCUCCUGUCCCCAAGCUCAGAGGCGGCCCGGGGGGCCGAAUCACAACACUCCAAAGGCAGAGAGCUGAUUAACCUGGUGGCAGGGGCCCAGAGACGACUGGAGGACACCGGUAGAGUCCUCAGUCACCAAGGAGAGCAGUUUGACGACAUGAUGCAGGGUCUGGAGAAGAUUGACUCUGAUCUUGGCGUGGCUGAUAAACUCUUGUCAGAGCUGGAGUCUCCCUCCUGGUGGCCUUUUGGUAAACUCCCCUGGAAGAUACAGCAGGAAGCCAAAGCUGAGGAUGCUGCAAGGGCUGCAAUUGCCGCCGCCGCUGCUGCUGGUAGAGGCUCCAGUAGAAAUAAGGUGAUCUCAAGCAUCCCAGCUGUGGUGACCAAAGGCGGGGACUCUGACUUGAAACCUGGAUGCCUGUUGGUGCUGGUGUCCUCGCUGGAGGUGCGAGACACAAACUGCCAACUGCUUCACCACUUCGAACGAAAUGAAAUCGACGAAAUCAGGGUGCACAGUCCUUACGAGAUCACUGUUAGACAGCGGUUCAUUGGGAAGCCGGAUAUAUGCUACAGAUUGCUAUCUGCCAAGAUGCCAGAGGCAUUGUCUGUGUUAGAGAUGCAGUACAAAAAGAAGGUGGAGUUCACUAGUGAAUAUACUGCCUUCAGGGCAACUCCGGUUUCAUCUCCAUGUGACACAGAGGGGGCAAACUGGAAUGAAGGUUUGCAGCAGAGGUGCCAAGAUACAGAGCUCCCACUGGAGGUCCCAGCUGGAGAUCUGUCCCAGUUGCAGGUGCAUGUCCUCCAGCCAUCUGUCAGUCAGGCUGAAGCCCAGGAACUCAAACAGAUGCUGAUGCAGCUGAAGAACCUUGCCCUGGAGGCAGAGACAGAGCUGGAACGACAGGAUGAAGUGCUGGACGUCCUGACCAGCUCCACUGACCGAGCCACCAUGCACAUAGACAAGCACACCUGCCGCAUGAAGAGACUGCUGUAGCUCUGACAGUCCAGCGGACGCAAUGCGGUCACCACGUCCUGUCCUGAGAAAUGCACUGUAAGCUUCCUCAUUGUCCUCACGGGAUCGGUACAGUGUGAGAACAGUGGGAUACAGUAGGGACUUGCGUACAUGGUUCAUAGGGUUUUUGUUGUGUGUGAUGGAAUGAUUGUGUAAUCACAUGGGUUCAAGUGUCAGUUUCUGGAAAGUGCAUUUAUAAAUAUGUUCUAAACACUGAUCCUUUCUUUUAGAGGAAUUAUGUGGCUCACUCAUUUCUGCAAUCUUUCUGCAGGAUGUAUGUCAAUAGUAUUUUAUUUUUAAUUUAAUUAUUUAAUUCGUAAUGAUUCAUGUGUGACUUGAGAUCAACAAGCCUUCUGAAUGUGUGUCCUGCAGCGCUUAGCAGCUGCGGCUGGUACUGUUAGCAUUACAUUUGGCUUAGGUGGCUAUCAGCUGCACAACUGACGUUUUAAAAAAACACAUUUUUCAAUGUUCUUACUUUUUUGGAAUUGCUGUGAGGAACUAUGUUUGAUCACUACUUGGUCCAGAUUCUGUGGAAGGAAAGAGAGAAAGAAAGAUUGUCCAAAAAUUGUUGGUUUUUAACCAAAAUGGACACCUCAUUAUCACAAAGGAGAGAUAAGUCACCGAGCUCUAGAUUCAGUGCCUGAUUGUGGUGCAGAUUGAUUCGCAUUGGCAAUGUUUGCGUUGGGAAGCCGGUGAGAAAUCUCACUCUUGCCGUUACUCUGGUGACACCUACUGAUUGGUCAUGGCACCCGAGCAGGGAAUAGCAUGAAUCCCAGUUUGCAUGUCAUGCCCUCCCAGUGAAGCAAGCAGGUGGGAGACAGCAAUCGUGAUGAACCCUGUGAUGGGCAAAAUGGACAUUAGAAAUGCGACAUAGUAAAUAAUUUCUCUAUUUAUUCUCUCUGCACAAACUAAAAAUUAGAAUAACAAAAAAAAAACAAAAAAAACUGCAUGUUGUUUCCACUGGUGUUAUUUAAAGGACAGAUGUGGAUAACAGAAUUUGUAAGAAUAAAGGAUAACCCUGAUUUGAUCUUGCUGAUGGGUGAACAGAUUAAGUAAUAGACAGACAGGUAAAGUUCUCCAGUGUCAUCACAGUAAUAUCUGUGUUUCUGAUGAUGUACUGCCAUUCUAUGGUUCUUUUUUUAUAACCAUUUCUGUCCCGAUGACCUGUCUCUCUCAGGUCUUAGGUGUUACUUACUUCCUCUGGACACAGUUGCAUGUCUCAAUAUUACUGCUUUGUAUUGCAUUAAGUGGAAAUGCCCCAUCAAUAUCAAUAUAUAGCAGCAGAAAGUAAAUGUACGACAAAGUUCUGGGACUCUUCAAAUCAGAACAGACAACACUUCCUCUCUUUUAGAUAUUACACAUUAAUUACUCCAUGUUAAGGUCCACAUUUCCUGUAUACGUCUCGCUAAACGUUGAUACUAUUCUAAAGCUGUAUAAUCUGUAAAUGACUGACGUGUAUUGUGACUUUGUGAUUUUAUUGUGGUCUGUUAUUACAGUGAACCUGCAAUUAUCUGUCAGUUUAACUUGAAAUAUCUCUACCAUGUUUUUAAAAUAAUGAUUUCAGAGCUGUAUAGAGAAUUGAUACCAAAUUUAUCUUGAUACUUGAUACAACUCAAUGGUUAGCACUGAAUAUAAAGGGAGAAGUGCAUCUGCAUCUUUCUAAUAGCAAACAAAUGAAACAACACAACUGGAAGUACUGGAGUAAAUUCCUUUUUAUCAGCUUGUAAGUCAUCACCACUAAAAGUCUGUAAUAGAAUAUUGUAAUUUGAAAUAAAAUGCAAUAAAAAAUCUCAA